Messenger RNA from Drosophila pseudoobscura, 1507 nucleotides. RefSeq names its product Odorant receptor 67a (gene Or67a). The transcript is spliced from 3 exons. Gene Ontology annotation, biological process: detection of chemical stimulus involved in sensory perception of smell; sensory perception of smell. Gene Ontology annotation, cellular component: plasma membrane. Bases 2 to 1330 code for a protein of 442 amino acids. The record is from RefSeq and is a predicted model, not a curated record. NCBI's taxonomy places the organism in Eukaryota, Metazoa, Arthropoda, Insecta, Diptera, Drosophilidae. Gene Ontology annotation, molecular function: odorant binding; olfactory receptor activity.
CAUGUCGGUGAAGUUUCUGAAGGAAAAGAUUUUCAGUCGACGGGGAAAAUCCGAGAAGCCAAAGAAUGCGUACAUCGUCAUUGAGGACUUCAUGAAGCUGCCGAUUUACUUUUACCGUACGAUUGGUCUGAACCCGUACGAGUUGACGGGAACCAACAAUAAGCCCGGAAUUGGAUUUCACCUCCUGUUCCUGCUCCACAUGAUCAAUGCGAAUAUGGUGCUGGCACUGGAGAUAUUCUUUGUUUACGUGUCCUUCAGGAACAACGAGAACUUUAUCGAGUCCUGCAUGGUGAUGAGCUACAUCGGCUUCGUGAUUGUGGGCGAUCUGAAGAUCGGCGCCGUCCUCCUGCAGAAGCAGAAGCUGACCAAUCUGGUCCGCCAAAUGGAGUCCGUCUUUCCGCCUGCAAGGCAGAAGGAGCAGGAGGAGUACGACGUGCGUCGCUACCUGCGUCGCUGCCUCCGCUACACGAAGGGAUUCGGCGGACUCUACAUGACACUCGUCAUCACCUACAAUUUGUUUGCCAUCUGCCAGUACUCCAUUCAGAAAUGGAUUCUGCACUCGCCGCACGCCAAGCAGUCCGUCCCCUAUGUGCCCCUGACUCCCUGGACCUGGCAGGACAACUGGAAGUUCUACCCCACGUAUCUGUCCCAGUCGAUGGCUGGGUACACGGCCACCUGCGGCCACAUCUCCGCCGACCUCAUGAUCUUCGCCGUGGCCAUACAGGUCAUCAUGCACUUUGACCGUCUGGCCAAGUCCCUGACCGAGUUUACGGUGCGAGCACAGUCCGAGGAGGAUGGCGCUGAGAAGGACUUAAAGAAGUUGCAGGAACUGAUCGCUUAUCACAACAAGAUUCUCGGGUGGGUUUCCAGAUACCCUUACCAGACUGCUUUCACUCUCACUUUCACCUCCCCCCUUAGCCUCACCGACGUGAUGAACGAGGUCUUCGGCUUGGCGCUGUUACUGAAUUUUUUGGCAUCGUCGACGCUGGUCUGCUUUGUGGGAUUCCAGAUAUCUAUCGGCAUCAGUCCCGAAAUGCUGGCCAAACUGAUUCUAAUUCUGAUCUCGGCCAAUUCGGAGAUCUAUCUAAUCUGCAAUUUCAGCCAGAUGCUAAUCGAUGCUAGUGGCAGCAUUUGCUAUGCAGUCUAUGAUAUGAACUGGUCGGAGGCCGAUCCCAGAUUCCGUAAGAUGCUCAUCGUACUGGCCCUUCGCGCCCAGAAGCCUGUCUGUCUCACGGCCACUGUCUUUUUGGAUAUCUCCAUUGAGACCAUGAGCAUCUUUCUGCGGAUGUCGUAUAAGUUCUUCUGUGCAAUUCGUACGAUGUAUCAGUAAACCAAAUGAAUUAUAUAAGCAUAUAUCAGAUUUUAAGUGCACAAUGUUUUUAAAGCCAUUUGGUUUUAGUAGAGAUUUUCGCACUAUAUCGCAAUGCUUUUGUAGGAUAUGCUCUUUCAUCAGAGCCAUUAAAACACAAACUUUUUCUUAGCCGCCAGGAGUCUGGUCUAGCAGUUU